UUGGCUCGCCUCGCCUCGCGCCGCUGCCGUUAACGCUCCCCCCCACCCACCGCCUCACACCGGCCUCGCGCGCGCCCCUUUUCCCCCCUUCUCCCGUCGCCGCCUCUUCCCUCAUGGCCAACUACAUCCACGUGCCGCCGGGCUCGCCCGAGGUGCCCAAGCUGGACAUCGUCGUCAGCGAGAGGGACCCUUCGGGCGGCGGCGGCAUCAGCAGCAACGACGGCGGAGGGGCGGGGUACCGCCAGGGCGCCUUGCGGCUGCUCGGCCAGCUGAGGCCCGACUGGAAGCCCGAGGACGUGACGCUGAAGUUAUUUACGGAUGGAAUUACCAAUAAGCUUAUUGGCUGUUAUGUGGAUGAAGAGAUGGAUGAUGUGGUCCUUGUAAGAAUUUAUGGAAAUAAGACAGAGCUGUUAGUUGAUCGAGAGGAGGAAGUAAAGAGCUUCCGUGUGUUGCAGGCCCAUGGCUGUGCACCGCAACUCUACUGUACUUUCACUAAUGGCCUGUGCUAUGAGUUCAUGCCAGGAGAAGCCCUGGAUCCAGAACACGUUUGCAACCCAGAGAUAUUCCGGCUCAUAGCCAGGCAACUUGCUAAAAUACAUGCUAUUCAUGCUCACAAUGGAUGGAUUCCCAAGUCCAAUUUAUGGCUGAAGAUGGGGAAAUACUUUUCUCUCAUACCAAAGGAAUUUGCAGAUGAGGAAUUGCACAAAAGGUUUCUAAGGGAUAUCCCAAAUCCUCAGAUCCUUCAGGAGGAAAUGACGUGGAUGAAGGAGAGACUGUCCAACCUGGGCUCCCCAGUGGUGCUUUGUCACAAUGAUCUGUUGUGUAAAAAUAUCAUCUACAAUCAAAAACAAGGUGAUGUUCAAUUCAUUGACUAUGAGUAUUCUGGAUACAAUUACUUGGCUUACGACAUUGGAAAUCACUUCAAUGAAUUUGCAGGAGUGAGUGAGGUAGACUAUAGCCUCUACCCAAGCAGAAAACUGCAGGAGCAGUGGCUGAGAGCUUACCUUGAAGCGUACAAGGAGUAUAAAGGGUUUGGAACCAAUGUCACUGAGAAAGAGGUGGAGGUGCUGUAUGUUCAAGUCAACCAGUUUGCACUGGCCUCUCACUUCUUCUGGGGAUUAUGGGCCCUGAUUCAAGCGAAAUACUCCACCAUUGAAUUUGACUUUUUAGGGUACGCAAUUGUACGCUUCAAUCAGUACUUCAAAAUGAAGAAUGAAGUCAUAACGUUAAAACUUCCUGAGUAACAACUAAAAACUUCGCUGUAUCGGAAUAAGAUUCCUUCUGUCUUUUGUCUGAGUACAGAUAAUGGAAAAAGCUAAACAUUUGUUAGUUUUGUAAUGUUCCUAUGGUGGUUUUUGCUUUUCAUUGAU
Molecule: messenger RNA, 1370 nt
Organism: Gekko japonicus
Lineage: Eukaryota; Metazoa; Chordata; Lepidosauria; Squamata; Gekkonidae
Gene: ETNK1
Product: ethanolamine kinase 1
Exons: 8
Coding region: 114-1244 (376 amino acids)
Biological process (GO): phosphatidylethanolamine biosynthetic process
Cellular component (GO): cytoplasm
Molecular function (GO): ethanolamine kinase activity
Source: RefSeq, a predicted model, not a curated record